Molecule: messenger RNA, 3710 nt
Organism: Mya arenaria
Lineage: Eukaryota; Metazoa; Mollusca; Bivalvia; Myida; Myidae
Product: DNA ligase 1-like
Exons: 2
Coding region: 1882-2553 (223 amino acids)
Source: RefSeq, a predicted model, not a curated record
GCGUUAUUUUGUACAUACAGUGUUCGAAAUUCGCGGUAGCCCGAUGGCCCGAGGCCACCAAAGACAGCUGUGGCUACUGAUUUUCCAUAGAAACUAGCCCGACCGCGCUACCGUUUUUUCCUUAUGUGAUUUAAAAAAACAAACAUGUUAAUUACACAACGCGUAACGCAUCAUGUUUUUAUACGCAAAGCCUUAUUAAUUAAAAAUGGGUCUUUCAAGGCGACUGGAGCGACUAAGUCGCCUUGAAUUCGCCGAAAUUUACGAUGAUAAAAAGCUAAUUGCUCUGCGAUUCAGGGCUCAAGCCAUGUGCUGAAUAUUUGUUUAUUUAAUCAAUGAAUAUAAACACAUGUCAAAAUUAAUUAACGCCCGAAGUGACAACUAAUUAUCGAUCAGUUUCUAACCAGUAGCUGUGUGUAGCAGCAGUCAAACUCUAUGACGUCAAUAACUCUGCCCAUUAUGUAAAUUAACAGAUAACGUCGGCAGUUUUCGACAACUACGAUGGCUAUGAAAAUCAACAAUGCUAAAGUAGCAAUAUGAACAUUGAUAUUUUAUUUAUUUCGUUUAAAUAUAUUUUAUUUAUUAGCUAAAAUAAAUAGAAAGAUAGUUAAGUUUUUAAUGCGGACAGAAAAUAAUCAUUCUACAAAAAGUAAAUGCGCAAGAAACAGGUCCCAGGUGCCUGUUUACUUCCUGACAAAUUCAAUCAAAGUGAACGGAGAACUGUUGGACAAAGUUAACUCGUUGUCAGUGUACAGUGCAGUAAGGUUCUAUUUAACAACUUUGAAUUGCUUUGCCAUUUAUUUUAAAGAACAAUUAUAAGAAUAUUGGCAAUCGGCUAAAACACGGUAUUUGUCCAUUUUAUAUUUUUUGGUUGUUAUACAUAGAUUGAAGGAAAGUGUGUGAUUUCAAACUUAAUUCUUUGCAGCCAAAGCAUGUAACCUAGUCCACUCCUGCUGGCCUCCAAAUUUCAAGUGAAAAUAUCAAUUUGUAUUCGAGUAACAGCAAAAAACAUAUCCCAAAAAUGGCCAUUUUCAAGCGUUAUGCUGUCUCAUUUGAUUUUUUUAUAUAUUCAAACUGUUAUAUAUCUAUUUUGCAUGAUGAUUUGGAAAAAAUGCAUUACCUCAGCUUAUAGAAAAUUUCAAGUGAUAAAUUUUGGUGGGUAAAUCAAGAAAAUAGACAAAUUAUUACAGAAAAUAUGACUUAUUAACAUAAAGUGGUGCUUUUGCCAAUUUUUCCAAAUCACAAUAAGUAUCCCUUGUUAUAUGCAUGAAAAACAUUGAAAAUUCACCCAUUUACAAGUGAUAACUGUUUUGUAAGACUGAUUUUUAAUCAAACUUCCAAUUUUUUGUUGCUUUGGGCAUUCAUGAUUCACAUUCUUAAAAAGAAGGAGGUUCACCUGUAAGAUUUUCAGGGUUAAAAAAUCUGUAGAGUCCGUAACCAUGGGUUUGUAUCCACAUAUGUAUUAAUGACAGAAAUGUGGCAUUCCACAAAUAAAAACCUCUGUAUGAGUAUGUUUAAUGGCUGAAAUAUUUUUGGAAUAUUUUGAUUUUAAGUUGCAUUUUUUUACAUAUUUAAUGUUACGGACACUACAAAAUCUGCCUUCAAAUUUUGAUUUGAAAUUUCCAUUGUUUUCAAUAGCAUAUUUCCUUAUAUUUUUUCAUGGUAAAAGCAAUUUUUUUAUUGUGCAAUAUUGCAUCAUCUUUUAACUAUUGGAAAAUACCAAUAAAAUGGCUGAUGCAACAAUAUUUGUGAUGAAUUAUUGCAUCAUCCAAAACAACCGCCUUUCUAAGAAAUACAACAGUCCAGCUGUAAUGAUGGAAUCAGCUAAGAAAAUGGCUUAUUUUGGUUAAUAGUCGGUCAGAUUCCAGCAAGAAGUCCUUUCAAAUGGAAAACACUAAAGGUGUUGGUUCCAGUGAUGCUCUAGAAGAGAGCCGAAAAUCAUCACUGCGAUCCCGGAAACUUGAAAAAAAUGCUGAAAUGAAUGCUGAAAAGAAUGAAGACAUAGAAAAGAAGCAAAAGGAGAAAAACAGGCUGAAAGUCAAGGCAUGGAGAAUGCGUCAGAAAACAGAAAACUCCACAAAAUAUUCUGAAAUCAAAAAGAAAGACACAGAAAGAAAGAAGGAAGCUCGAAUGAAAGUGAAACUCAUGGCCAAUUCAGAUCCUGAAUUAAAAGCCUCCUUAAGAAAGAAAAAAGCUAAAGAAAUGAAAAGAUACAGACAGAGAAAAAAGAUGAAAACAACAUGUUCUUCUGAAGAUCCUGGUGUUAAAAAGAGUAAGAAACCGGCUCUGGAAGAAAAAAAGAAAAAAGCUGUGAAGCGAACACAAGCCUGGAGAAUGCGAAUUAAACUUAAGUCUCCUACAAUUCCAAUUGUUAACACAGUUGAUGAAAAUGACAGUCAUGGAGAAAGCAGACAGAACAAAAGUAACUUAUCCCAUGCAACAGUAUACAGACGAGCGCAAAUGGUGAAAGGCAUUCUGCCUAGGACACCAAAGAAGAAAGCCGCCAUUUUAUUCUUGGUGAGACACUUAGGUGGACAAAUACCGUGUUUUAGCUGAAUAUAAACAUUGGAACAUUUUGUUGUAACUUCCGAAACUUGAAAGUGAAACUGAAAGUUGAAAAGGGAAACAUGUCAUUGCACAAUUGCUGGUGGAUAUCGGAUAUGACAAGGAUGCAUUGAAUAACAAAACUUAUAGUACAUGCAUAAUUCUUUACUUUAAAUAAAUGAUAUGUUCUGAAAAUAUUUCUCUCUUUUGAUGAUUACCUUUUUGAAAACUUUAGUUACUAACCUUUUGAUGACUAUACUAUUAUACGUUAUGUCUCAGUCAUCGAAAUUAGACUUUUGGAUCAACAAGCCCGAAUUAUUAUACUAUUGCUUGGCAUCAAAUUUUUGAACAAGCCCUGCUAUAUAAAAUUCAGAAUUUGACAUUUUACCAGUACAGGGCUUGCGGGCUUGUGCUAAUUUCGACUACUGGUGUCUAUAAUUUAUUAUUGACGCAUUGUUCAGAUUGGGGAACAAUUAUUGAAACUGUAUGAGCGUGCUUAAUUAGAUGAUCAGAACUAUUGCGGAAUUGUAUUCAAACCUUUAAAAAUGAUUUCGAACGUGUAAUACUUUAUAGUGUUUUAAGUUUGGGCUAGUGAAAUUGGGUUCGGGCUAGUAAAAUUCCCUAUCUGGUAGCCCCAAUGGGCUAGUGGAUUCCAAUCCGAAUUUCGUACACUGUACAGAAGAGAAUGCCUGUUAUCUAUUCUUCUAUGAUCAAGCCUAUGCCACUGUAAAGACUGCAUCAUGUCAGUGACUAAUGUUGUCAUAUGAAACUAGGCAGUUUGUCACUAAAUGCUGUACAAAUUGUUGUACUUUUUUACAAAAAUGAUUUGAUAUUUUAAUUUUCUAUGAAAUGAUAUCAGCAUGUCUUAUUAGCUACAAUAAUUAGCGAUCAGGGAUACUCUUAUUAUUUUGACAUUUAUUACGUAUCCCUGUGCAGGCUGUGGUCUCGAGUCUGCCAUAGUUAAAAAAAAUCGUCAAAAGACUCGUUGACGGCCAUUUGGGUGGAUUACAUGUGUAAUCUGAAUAUUAGAAACUUCUUCAACAUUAUAACAUGAGGAAAGUUUUUUGAAAAAUAUAUUUCAACAAAUUGUUGAUCUAGUUUUCAAGUUUUUUGUAAACAAAUGAUAAUAUUAAAAUAAUCAAGCAACUUUUCAUAAGUUUAUCGUUUUA